GCCCUGCCAGCGCCACCAGCCUCCUGCUCCGCACCCGGCUGCAGCCCGCUCAUGGCCCCCGAGAUGGACCAGUUCUACAGGUCCACCAUGGCCAUCUACAAGAGCAUCCUGGAGCAGUUUAACCCUGCCCUGGAGAACCUGGUGUACCUGGGGAACAACUACCUCCGGGCCUUCCAUGCGCUGUCCAAGGCCGCCGAGGUGUACUUCAGCGCCAUCCGGAAGAUCGGGGAGCAGGCCCUGCAGAGCUCCACCUCGCAGAUUCUGGGUGAGAUCCUGGUGCAGAUGGCGGACACCCAGAGGCACCUGAACUCUGACCUGGAGAUGGUGGCACAGACAUUCCAUGGGGACCUGCUGCAGCACAUGGAGAAGAACACCAAGCUAGACAUGCAGUUCAUCAAAGACAGCCGCCAGCACUACGAGAUCGAGUACCGCCGCCGAGCCGCCAGCCUGGAGAGGCGCAUGUCCGAGCUGUGGCGCAUGGAGCGCAGGAGGGACAAGAACACGCGGGAGCUGAAGGAGAGCGUGAACCGGCUGCACACGCAGAUGCAGGCUUUCGUGUCCGAGAGCCAGCGGGCCGCUGAGCUGGAAGAGAAGCGGCGCUACCGGUUCCUGGCCGAGAAGCACCUGCUGCUCUCCAACACCUUCCUGCAGUUUUUCGGCCGGGCCCGGGGGAUGCUCCAGAACCACGUGCUGCUGUGGAAGGAGCAGUCGGAAGCCAGCCGCAGCCCGUCGCGCGCCCACUCCCCGGGCCUGCUGGGCCCCGUGCUGGGGCCGCCCUACCCCUCGGGCCGCCUGACGCCCACCCGCCUGGACAUGCCCCCGAGGCCUCUGGGAGAGUUCGGCUCCCCCCGCAGCCGGCACGGCUCCGGCUCCUACGGCCCCGAGCCCACCGAGGGGAGGUCCGCGUCCCAGCUGGAGCCAGACCGCCGGUCCCUGCCCCGGACGCCGUCUGCCUCCUCGCUCUACGGCAACAGCGCCCAGCGCUCGCGCUCCAACUCGUUCGGCGAGCGCGCGGGCAGCGGGGGCGCCAGGAGAGUCCGCGCCCUCGUCUCCCACUCUGAGGGCGCCAACCACACGCUGCUGCGCUUCUCGGCCGGAGACGUCGUGGAGGUGCUGGUGCCGGAGGCCCAGAACGGCUGGCUCUAUGGCAAGCUGGAGGGCUCGUCCACGGGCGGCUGGUUCCCCGAGGCCUAUGUGAAGCCUUUGGAGGAGAGCCCCCUGAACCCCCUGACCCCGGUGACCUCCAUGAACCCUAUGAAUGAGCUACCUUCCAGGGGUUACCCGCUCCGGGGCAGCCACAGCCUUGAUGACCUCCUGGACCGGCCGGGCAACUCCACAGCGUCCUUGGAGUACUGGGAUGGCCAGUCCCGCUCCCGAGCCCCGAGCCGGGUCCCAAGCCGUGCCCCCAGCCCCGCACCUACCCCCCUGCCCGGGAGCCGCCGAAGCAGCAUGAGCAGCCCGGGCGUGGCCAGCGAUGUCAGGAAACUUCCGUCCCUGGAGCAGCAACCCCCAGAGCUCUUCCCUCGGGGCACGAACCCGUUUGCCACCGUAAAGCUGCGUCCCACCGUCACCAAUGACCGCUCAGCGCCCCUCAUCCGCUAAGGCGCCUUCCUCCAUCAGGGGUCUGAGGUCGUCCCCCCACACACCUGCCCGGGGGCUGCCCAGAGCUGGCGGCAGCAGAAGCAGCAGCAGUGGAUGCGAGUGGCCGGGGCCCUGAUGCGGGGCUGGCUGCCUUUCCCCAAACCGCGCCCCCAGCCUGAGCAGCUCUGAGGGCACUGGCCUGGGGUCUGGGGCCUUCAAAAUAAAGCAGGCGGAACUGGGGCACAGAACCAUUUCUUCCCCUCCAGCGGCCCCAAGACUCUCCCUGGGGGGCCCACCUCAUGCCCCCCCACCUCCUUCCUCCUCUGCCCCAGUGGGGAGGAGC
This is a messenger RNA of Ceratotherium simum simum (southern white rhinoceros), 1924 nucleotides long. It is a transcript of the gene BAIAP2L2, whose product is annotated as BAR/IMD domain containing adaptor protein 2 like 2. Lineage: Eukaryota; Metazoa; Chordata; Mammalia; Perissodactyla; Rhinocerotidae. Gene Ontology annotation, molecular function: protein binding. The record is from RefSeq and is a predicted model, not a curated record. Gene Ontology annotation, biological process: positive regulation of actin filament polymerization; actin crosslink formation; plasma membrane organization. Gene Ontology annotation, cellular component: nucleoplasm; cytosol.